Messenger RNA from Darwinula stevensoni, 4624 nucleotides. NCBI's taxonomy places the organism in Eukaryota, Metazoa, Arthropoda, Ostracoda, Podocopida, Darwinulidae. The record is from the annotation of a GenBank genome assembly.
AUGAGGAUGAAGGUGGUGCUCUGCGUGACCAGUGCUCUCUUUCUCAUUUUACACGCAUGCUGCGCAAGUAAUGAAACGUCGGAUGAAGUGAAGGAGUGUUGCCCAGACCAAGUUCAAUAUGGAGUGUACGACAGAGAGACGGGUGCCAUCCGGUGCGAAAGUGUCAACGGAACAAGCACAAAUCCCUCGCUGUCAGAAUGCAGUUCCAAAAUGGAACUAGUCCCGUUCGACCAAACCGAUCGGAACCUCUCCACGAUCCCAUUUUGCCAGGGAAAAUUCCACGCCGGAAGUUGGGACGGGAGCAACGGGACGUUCAUCCAGGGUUAUCUCUUCUGUCUGUCCGAAGCUGAGCGAGAGAAAACAGACUCGAGAAUCCUGAUAAGGAAAUGCUGCCCGUUAGGAGAGGGCUACAGUCGGGUUUGGGAAAAAUGCUUACCUCUCCCCUUCGACUGGACGUUUCCGGUCUUCGACCCGGAAACAGAGGAAAUUCGGACUUCGUUACCAAGCGAAUAUCGGCUCCGUAUCGACGAUCUGACUUCAAUUUCUUGCCACAAGUAUUUUUUCCCCUUGGACACAGACCACGACUUCGUAUCCCUGGAAAACGGGGAGCUGUACUCUCGAGCUGCGAAUUCCACGUAUUCAAACGAGCAGUUCUGUCUGGAUUACGAUAUGAUGGACGAAUCCAAGGUGAUUCAGGCCCGGAUUUGCCACCCGAUCGAGAAGAAAAUGCGAGAGUGCGAAGGGAAGGCAUGUGUCCAGAAAUGCUGUCCCGAAAAUGACUUCGUUUACUUGCAUGGAGGUCGCAUCCGAUGCAGACCGGCUGGAAGGCGAUGGGAUCCCAGGAAUUAUUCCCGAUCCGAUCUGGGGCUGAAUCGGUCAGAAAAAGAAAUUCGUGUCAUCGCAGGCCUCCCGAUGUGUGUGCGUCUGCCAUCUAUUUAUAUGUAUUUAAUGCCUAACUCAAGCCGGAAUCCAGACGAUGAUUUCUCCUUGAUGCAGACCACAGGAUUAAUUCUGAAGGGGUACCGUAACUUUGUCGUCGACGUCCCUCGAUAUUGCAUCGAUGAUACGGGUAACAGCUCUGAGACAUUGGAACCUAUAGCCGUUGUGUGCUAUCCGGACUUUCAUGAGAUUUUUCGAGUCGCUUUUUCGCUGAUCCUCGCGACUGCAGUGGUCUUGCUGGUCACCUUCAUUUUUGGACUCUUUUCCCACGAACGAAAGAGCCUGACAGGGAAGAUUUCUUUAUUCUACGUUGGCUGUCUCGUGAUUUCUUCCAGUGCAGAAUGCAUGAGUCUGGUCGCCUCGUUCGACCUCUAUUUUCUCUGUUUGGUUUACGAUUUGGUCCUCAUUUACGCGUCCCUGGCUGCAUUCUGCUGGCUCAACGUCAUGGGCUUCCAUGUUUGGAGGAAUUUUAGCGUCCCAAUAUCGGGUCUACCAGAGCAGGAGAGGAGAAAUCUGCUUCAUUAUUGCCUGUAUGCAUUCGGGCUCCCGGCGCUCUUGGUCGCGAUCGUCUUCAGCGUGGGAUUCGCUCCGGGCAUCGUCCCUCCGUUCAUCCAGUCCGGAGAGUAUAUCAAGAUAGCGGGAUUUUGCAUGAUCAUUCCGGUGUAUCCUGCCUUAAAGUGGUGCUUCUAUGGUCUAAUGGCCUCGCUCCUGGUGAUUAAUGCAGUUUUCUUCGCUCUUACAAGUCGUUACUUGAUUCAGCAUUCCAGGAACACCGCUUAUCUGGCCAGAAGUCGGGAACAAAAACUCCAAUUCUGGCUGUACGUGAAGUUGUUCGUGCUGAUGGGAGGAACCUGGUUGAUCGCGAUUAUCGGCCAUUUCACCAUGCAAAAUCUGGAGUUUGCAUACGUGACGUAUGCCCUGACCGGUCUUCAAGGAUUCUUCGUCUUCCUCAUCUUCGUUUGUAAAAAGGAAACCACGAAAUGCUUGAAGACGAAGGGUAACGACUGCCUUUCCAGAGAAAGAAAAGAGGUUCCUUUCGGGAAGAAUCCCAGAUGCGGGGAGCGAGGGAGGGUCAGAUGCGAUGGUGCGAUGGCAGAGAAACAGCAGGAUGAGAACAGUCGUGCCCGAAUAGGGGACCAGCGAAGCAGCGAUCCAAAGGAGAAACGGAAGACGACUGGGGCAGUCGGAGAGAUGAGUGCCCUGCAUUGCCUCAACUCCCUUCUCCAGGGGGAAUACCACACUACAGAUGACUUGGCAGUUCUUGCUCAGAGGACAACCGACAGUGCCUCAGAGUCUGAAGAAUUCAGAGGAUUCGUGUCUGACCCAUUAGGGUAUGACAGUGGACAGAACUCAAUACUGGUGAUGAGCAAAGCCUUGGAAUUGUGGAAUCUUACCCUUAUUCCCUUCAGCAGUGAUUGCUCCAAGGCUGUUGCUGCCAGAGAGUAUCCUAUGGCUCCAACAGCUUAUAUUUGCAUCUGCCACCAUGAUUGGUUUGCCAUUCGCAAGCUUGGAUACCAGUGGUUCAACCUGAAUUCAAUGUUGAGUGAACCUGAGAUGUUAUCUGAAACACAUCUGUCCUUAUUACUUGCCCAGUUGGAAGCAGAUGAAUAUUCUGCUGCAUUCAUUGUGGAUGGAUUCCUCCCUCAAUGUGAGGCAGAUGAUAUCCUCCGCAUCACACCAGCUGUUCAGGCCACAAAGCAAAAACUCAACUCCCAACCAGAGAACAUAGGUGGUGAUUGGGAUGGAAACAAUAGAGAGGAAGAUCCAGAGUUGAGACAGGCUCUGGAAGCAAGCAUGGAUGAAACCCUGGAAGAGCAAUUCCAUGAACAGUUGACAGCUGCAUUAGCCCUUAGCAGGAACAUGGUUGGGGGAAGGAGUCAACCAGAAGAGUGUACUUCAGCUUUAGGGUACUCAGCAGAGUUGUCGGAAGCACUGCAGGAUGUGUCCAAGCUUGAUGAGGCAGUGCUUUCCUGUUGGGAGGCAGAGAUGGUGGAUCAAUUCCAGUGCCCUAAGAGGGAAGAAAAGUGGCGGGAGGGUGUGGCAAAGUCUGCAUUCACCUACCUUCUCCUGGAUCCCCGCUUGACACAAAACCUCCCUGCUCGGACUGAUCUCUGUGAAACGGAGAAGCUUCGCAUCUUUGUCUCUUCUGUGUUCUACAUUGGAAAGGGGAAGCAGAAUCGCCCAUAUCAUCACCUCUAUCAAGCACUUCGAACUACCAGGAGCCAGCACCAGGAGCCAUUAAAGGCAAAGAGGAUCCAGGAGAUCUGGGGGAGUGAGCAGGGUGUGGUCCUCCUUCAAGUUUUCCAUUCUGUAAUCCCUGUGGAGGCCUACUCAAGAGAAGCUGCCAUGAUUGAUGCCAUUGCAAAGGAAAAUGUUCGUAUCUAUUUCACUACGAAGCGAGACAGCAAAACCCAAGCAGCAUCAGGCAUGGUCACACCGGGCAGGCGAGUCCCCGCCUCUGACCGAGACGCCAGCGACAUCCCUCUCCGGCUGGAGGCUCGACCAUCAGUCCCCCACCCGCCCGCCGCCCUCGCCUUCCCCAGCUUCCCUUUUUUUAUUUCCUUCCCACAGCAACAGGGCCAGUUGUGCGCCCAACAUUGCCUGAACGCUCUCCUGCAGGGGGAGUAUUUCACUGCAGUCGAUUUGGCAGCCCUUGCUGAACAAAUGGACAUUGCUGAGCAGCAGAGGAUGGCUGAGAGUGGCUUGGAGUCUGAAGAAUUCAGAAGGUUCAUGUCUGAGCCAUCGGGGAACAUGGAUGACAGUGGGUAUUUCUCAGUCCAGGUGAUCAGCAGUGCCUUGCAGUUGUGGGAGCUUGUCCUUAUUCCCUUCAACAGUGGUCAUGACAAGGCUAUUGUUGCCAGGAGUGAUCCUACAACUGCAACAGCCUAUAUUUGCAACUACCGCAAUCACUGGUUUGCCAUUCGCAAGCUUGGAUAUCAGUGGUUCAACCUGAAUUCAAUGUUGACCGGUCCUGAGCUGUUGUCAGAUACACAUCUGUCCAUAUUUCUUGCCCAGCUGGCAGCUGAAGGAUAUUCCAUAUUCAUUGUGGAUGGGUUCCUACCCCAGAGUGAGGCAGAUGAUUUACUUCGUAUCACACCGGCCGUCCAGACUGUGAAACCCAAACUCAUCUCCCAACCAGAUAAAGAUGGAGACGCGGAAGAGGACGAUCUGGAGCUGAGACGGGCUCUGAAGGCAAGCAUGGAGGAUCAACUGGAGGAGGAAUACCAUGAACAGUUGGCUGCUGCAUUAGACCUAAGCAAGAACAUGAAGGGGGAAGGGAGUGAACCAAAUGAAGGUGAGCACAAUGGAGCAGGUGGAGACGAAGAUGAAGAUGCUCUGUUUCAGAGGGCAUAUCAACUUAGCCUCUCUUGCGUGAAUAAUGAGGAGGGGAGCCAAGUGCCAACUCCAAGUGCUGCUGAGAUACGAGAAAGGAGGAGAGCAUUUCUUGAUAAAGUUUCUUCAACAGGGACCAAGGAGGCAAUGUGAUGUGAUCCAUGUGCUGGACAACUGCUGGGAACUCAUUGGAGUUCUCCAACUUGUGAUACUGGACUUUGAGAUACAUUUCCUCUAUUAGCAACUGGAAUGGUUGUGUAUGCACCUUUUUCUUUUGCAUUGGUAAAGGACUAAUGCCAUUGUUCGUUCCUUCCUGACUUGUGUUUAUAUUUGUGUAUUUGGGUGUGAUGAG